Ilex paraguariensis (yerba mate) is the source of this 678-nucleotide messenger RNA. The record is from the annotation of a GenBank genome assembly. Lineage: Eukaryota; Viridiplantae; Streptophyta; Magnoliopsida; Aquifoliales; Aquifoliaceae.
GUUUGGUGGCUUUAUGGUGGUGAAGCUAGAGGUAGUUUGAGACUUUUUGGGGGUGGGAUGUGGUUGCGAGUGAUGUGGCAUACUGUAAUUGGAGAGAGGAAAGACUGCUCGCUUGAAGAAAACUCUUUUAGAGCCUGGUACAAGCCAAGCCCCCUCGAUUCGACAGUAAGAGUCGGUUAUGAAAUAGUCUUUUGGUUGGCUUUCUUGUUCUUGAGGACUUUCUGGCUAGUAGGCUUUAUAGCGGACCUGCCUUGCUGACAAGUAGGAUAUGAAAUAGAGUUGCGCUUGCCUUCACUUAGAAACUCUAUGCCUGAUUUGAAUAGAAACUCUAUUUUGGGGCUCAAUGUUGUUGGACUCUACUCCUCUCCCCAAGCUCGCUCCGCUCUAUGCCCAAAGCUUCAACUCAAUCACUUGAUAGGGGGGGUUAUAAGUGGAUUUGGCCAACCAACUGCAAGCUCGGGUGGGAGAACGGAAUACAGAGAAAAGUUACUGGUUGUAAAAAUUGAUCAUGACUCGAAUCCUCGAUUGAUCGAGGAAUACAAGGUUUAUGGUUUGCCAGCUUUGAUUCUCUUCCAAAAUGGGCUGGAAGUUCCAAAUAGCAGGACGGAAGGUGCACUUACAAUAGUGAAGCUCAAAGAGUAUCUUGAUGCGCUGUUGGAAUCGGUGUCUAUUGCAUAA